Messenger RNA from Arctia plantaginis, 2391 nucleotides. Lineage: Eukaryota; Metazoa; Arthropoda; Insecta; Lepidoptera; Erebidae. The record is from the annotation of a GenBank genome assembly.
AUGAGACGUACCUACGGAUCGAAGAAAGAUACAACGAAUGUUAUAGAACGUAGAGAUUUGUUGCAAAACUUGAAUGAAAAUGGUGCCGUAUAUGAUGCAUUUUCUAUUCAAAAUAUUAGGCAAACGAAGCGGGAGUUGUCCUGUGUCGGUUCCUCUAAUACGCUAGGCGUUGCCUCUAGUAAAGUACGUAAGAAGAAAUUUGUUAAAAGAAUAGUCAAAGAAGCUGAAAUUCCUUGUAGAGAAAAUACGUCUACAUCUUGCUACCUGACACCAGAUCGGUCCUUACGUGUAAAUAAACCGCUUGAUCCGUUCGACUUACUGCUUAUGUCGUCACCUGCACGUCCAGUGCAGUCAAGUUCCAGCAAGGUCGAAUCUGUUGCUAGCAAAGUUAAAGCUUUUGACCAACUCAUUCCAAAGAAAGAAGGCAGGACCUAUACGAGACGAAAGCCGAGAAAGGUCAAAAAGUUUAACUAUUCAAGUACUGAUUCUAGUUCUGAUUCAGAUAAAGAAAAUGUAGCUGACAGUACAAAUAUAACGGGAAAUACAUCAGAUAUUAGAUCACACAAGCUACAAGUAGAACCGGUAGUCAACAUUACCCCCAAAAUGAUAGAUGACUCUAUAAACAACAUUGUUAAUAACCUAUCCCUACUUAAUAAAUUAAAACAUAAAUACAGCAUGAAUGAUUCUAAUAAUAAAUCUUUCAAAUAUAGGAAUCACCGAUUGACAAAGAACUUACUAUCACCACUACUACAGAAAUCACCUUUAUGCAGUACCCCAUUCAAAGUAAAGUAUAGGGGAGAAUCAAUUUUUAAGUUUUCACCUAUAGCAGCCACUAAUAAAGAUUGUAGUCCAAAACAUGGAACUUUGGUUGAAAAUAAUGAUGAUAGUAACUGUAGUGUAAUACUUCUAAGUAAACCUAAGUUAGAUAGCCCUAAACUUAAAGAAAACCCACAGAAUUCUGAGUCUGAGCAUAAUAUUGAUGAAGAAGUCGAUAAUGAAAUAAAACAUCCUCAAAAAGAAAGUGAUAUUGAAGUAGAUAAAUCUCUGGAGGUACAGGAAACCUCUAAAAUAAUUUCUAAUGAUACUAAUACAAUUUCUACUGUUGAAAUAAGUUCCUUACAAACUACAGAAAUUGAACCACUUCUAGGUUUCCCAAUAGAUGCUAAUAAGAAGGCAGAGGAUAAAAAUGAAAACCAUGUCAUCAGUAUUCCACAUACAGAUGAUACCUUUGAUAAAAGUAGUUUUAUUGAUACUGAACUUAGUGCAAAUAAAGCUGAUUUAGAAGAAAGAAGUAUUAACAAUAGUAAUGAUUGUAGUAUAGCUGAAAUUGAAAUUGCUGAAAACCAAAGCUAUGGUGAUAAAACUAAUGUAAGUAAUGACAUAGAAAAUAAAAGUGAUGAUAAUACCAUACAACAUAGCAUAGACGAAGAUGAAAAUUCACUGUAUGAUACUUGUCCAAGUGAACAAAGCUCUAUUCAGACAUCAGACGAUAAGAAACAACCUGUGAUUCUGCUUCAAAGAAUGGAUGAGUCUUUAUUUUUCAAAUAUUAUCAUAAAAUGAAGUGUGAAGAAGAAAAUAGUGAUAGUAAUAGUAUAAAUUAUGAACAUGAUUAUAAAGAUUGCAAUGAUUCAAAAAAAUCAUUUAACAGUACUGACUUAGAAAGUGAUUUAGAAGAAAAUGAACUAGAGAAUAAGACUGAUAACUCUGAUGUUGAAAUAGAAUUAAAAUAUGAUAGGGAUGAUGAUAGUGAAGAAGAGAAAUGUAUGAGUUUUGUUACAACAAGAAGAAGAAAUGAAGUCACCAGUAACUCAAGGAUGUCAAUUUUCAAUGAAUCCAAUUACUCUUCAAGUACAGACUGUGAUAAAACUGUGCUUAGCAAUAAGGAAAUAGAAAAACCUGAUGAUAAUUCUUAUAUAGACAAUAAAGAAAUACUAGUAAAUUUAGAAAGUAAUAAUGCAGAUGCUACACUCGACCCAAAUAAAAGUUCCGAACAUUUAGAUGAAACUGUAUUAGAACAAGAAACAGGAAUGUCAUUUGUUACUACUAGAAGUAGUAAUAUGACUGAGAGAAGAAGUGCAAUAAGAGGCAAAAAGAGUUCUAUUAAUCCACAAAAUAGUAGAGUAUCUGAUCGACAAUCUGAUUUGCAUACAGGAAGUCUUACACAGGAGUCAGAUAUGUCUAGAUUUUCUUGCUUGGAUUCAAAACCAUGCAUUGUACUGCAGCCUGGUAAGAGAUGGGAAAGAUCUUUAAGUAUUUACAGAAGGAUGACAAUGAUGACUGAUCAUUUUGAUAGAUCCAUAUUAGAAGAAGAAGCUACCUCAGCUAAAGGUCGAAAAUAUAGGCAAAGUGUAAUUAGUACUAUGGAAAUGCAGGAAUUUAAUAGUAAGUAA